AGGUUCUCCCCUCGAAUGACCUGUGGAGGGAUUGCCGUGGGUGACAGACAGCACUCUCGUUGGACACUCAGAAUAGAGACAUCCUCACUCCACUGCGCAGAGCCUUGCUAUAACAAAUAUGCAAAGGGGAUGCAGAGAGCCACCAAUGUCACCUAUCAGGCCCAUCACGUCAGCAGGAACAAGCGUGGUCAAGUGGUUGGCACCAGAGGCGGAUUUCGUGGAUGCACAGUUUGGUUAACAGGUCUCUCCGGGGCCGGGAAGACCACGGUGAGCAUGGCGCUGGAGGAAUACCUGGUGUGUCACGCCAUCCCGUGCUACACGCUGGACGGCGACAACAUCCGCCAGGGCCUCAACAAGAACCUCGGCUUCUCGCCGGAAGACCGGGAGGAAAACGUCCGCCGCAUCGCCGAAGUGGCCAAGCUGUUUGCCGAUGCCGGCCUGGUGUGCAUCACGAGCUUCAUCUCUCCUUAUACCCAGGACCGUAAUAACGCCAGACAAAUCCACGAAGGUGCAAAUUUGCCAUUUUUUGAAGUGUUCGUUGACGCACCUUUGCACGUUUGUGAACAGAGGGAUGUCAAAGGACUGUACAAAAAAGCUCGAGCUGGGGAAAUUAAAGGUUUCACUGGGAUCGACUCCGAAUACGAAAAGCCCGAAGCCCCCGAAUUAGUGCUGAAGACAGACUCCUGCGAUGUGAAUGACUGUAUCCAACAAGUUGUGGAGCUUCUGCAAGAAAGGGACAUCGUGCCUGUGGACGCCUCCUAUGAAGUCAAGGAGCUGUACGUACCGGAAAACAAACUUCAGCUGGCUAAAACGGAUGCGGAAACCUUACCGGCCCUGGAAAUCAAUAAGGUGGACAUGCAGUGGGUACAGGUUUUGGCAGAAGGUUGGGCAACUCCACUGAACGGCUUUAUGAGGGAGAGGGAAUACUUGCAGUGCCUGCAUUUUGAUUGCCUUCUGGACGGGGGAGUGAUUAACUUGUCGGUGCCUAUCGUCCUGUCGGCUUCCCAGGAGGACAAAGAGAGACUGGACGGCUGGACGGCGUUUGCCCUGAUGUUCGAGGGGCGGCGGGUGGCUAUUCUCCGCAACCCAGAGUUCUUCGAACACCGGAAAGAGGAACGCUGUGCCAGGCAGUGGGGGACCACGUGCCCGGAGCACCCCUACAUCAAGAUGGUCAUGGAGCAAGGAGACUGGCUGAUUGGUGGUGAUUUGCAAGUCCUCGACCGUAUAUAUUGGAACGACGGUCUCGAUCAGUAUCGCCUCACUCCCGCCGAGCUGAAGCAGAAGUUUAAAGAUAUGAAUGCUGAUGCGGUCUUCGCCUUCCAGUUGCGGAAUCCGGUGCACAACGGCCACGCUCUGCUAAUGCAGGACACCCAUCGGCAGCUGCUGGAGCGGGGCUACCGGCGUCCCGUUCUCCUCCUGCACCCCCUGGGCGGCUGGACCAAGGACGAUGACGUCCCGUUGCCGUGGCGAAUGAAGCAGCAUACUGCCGUGCUGGAGGAGGGCGUCUUGAAUCCAGAAACCACCGUGGUGGCCAUCUUCCCGUCUCCCAUGAUGUACGCUGGACCCACUGAGGUCCAGUGGCACUGCAGAUCUCGAAUGGUGGCCGGAGCCAACUUCUACAUCGUGGGCCGAGACCCCGCCGGCAUGCCUCACCCGCGGACGGGAAAGGAUCUCUACGAACCCACCCACGGGGCCAAAGUGCUCACGAUGGCUCCGGGCCUGAUAACCCUGGAAAUCGUUCCCUUCCGGGUCGCAGCUUACAAUAAGAAAAAGAAACGCAUGGACUACUACGACGCCGAACACCACGAAGACUUUGAAUUCAUCUCAGGGACCCGCAUGCGUAAACUGGCCCGGGAUGGGCAGAAGCCCCCCGACGGCUUCAUGGCUCCGAAGGCCUGGACUGUGCUGACAGAGUACUACAAAUCCCUGGAGAAGCCUUAGGCCGGCGUUCCCAGCCGUCUAAUGCAUGAUUUAUUCCCAGAAAGGGGACCACCCAGUCAUCGCCGCUCAGGGUGUUUGGGGUGUGUGUGUGGCUGGGACUUCCUCCUCAGAAACAGACCUUCUUUCCUAACUCGCCAUCAUUCUCGGCCUGCCUUGUGGGUUUUAGCGUGGACUGGCAUCUAGUAAACUGCUGGUUUUAAUGUCUCUUCUCCCGUUUAUUAUGGUUAAUGCUCCUUCGCUAGCAUUUUAAUAUCUUUUUAUAUCGUAUUUAUGCCUCUGUCCCAUUGAUUUUUUUUUUUCCACCGCUGUGGCGUUGAUCGUAUCUACUAGAAUCCAAGCUAAGUUUCUACUUCUUUCCUCUAACGGUAACACUAUUUGUAGCGUAUGGGCGGUUUUACUUUCAUAAUUCAGUGGCAGGACCCCUGUGGCAAUUUAGAUUUGAUUUCACCGAUACUGUAAUGCAACAUUUUAUGUACUGUCCCUUAUUGGCCUCAUAAAGCUUGCUGAUGUCAUAUGGAACCCCAGAGUGAACUUCCUUCAUGCAACGUAAUUAAAUGUUCUAGCUUCUUA
Messenger RNA from Ornithorhynchus anatinus (platypus), 2511 nucleotides. RefSeq names its product 3'-phosphoadenosine 5'-phosphosulfate synthase 1 (gene PAPSS1). Lineage: Eukaryota; Metazoa; Chordata; Mammalia; Monotremata; Ornithorhynchidae. Gene Ontology annotation, biological process: 3'-phosphoadenosine 5'-phosphosulfate biosynthetic process; sulfate assimilation. Bases 16 to 1941 code for a protein of 641 amino acids. The record is from RefSeq and is a predicted model, not a curated record. Gene Ontology annotation, molecular function: adenylylsulfate kinase activity; sulfate adenylyltransferase (ATP) activity; ATP binding. The transcript is spliced from 12 exons.